UCGGAGCGCUUACAUGAGAGUUGACAUACCUCAGCCCGUUAAACUGCCGCUGGCAGGGUCACUGGUACGUUGCUGUGUGGUAGCCGAGUUCCACAGGCUGGCCAACUGGAAGAGGGGCUGUCUGAGUCCGCCGUGCGCACAGGAGCGCAGCGACACCAGUCCUUUCCGCAGUUUGUGCUGUUUUCCGGGACACUUUUCUAAGGCGCACGUGGGAAGUUUGUGACCAGAAUUUGUCAGCAGAGGCGCUGGAAAUCAUACAAGUAGUAACCGAAUGUUUGUGGCUUUGAUGUAAACAAUGAAGAAACCAUUUGCGCUGAGAUCAUGCACAAACGCUUCGUCUACAGAGCAGGAUUACUCUGGUGAAUGUUAUAACGAAUUUUGACAACUACACAGGCAUCUGGAUAACUGAGUCCAAUCGCCGCUUGCUGCAUUGCUGCCGAAUAACUGAGGGCUUUAAUUACGCUUACUGAAUUAAUCUUUACGGUUUCAGUACCUGUUAUUCUUACUACAACUAUUAUUGUCGCGAUUGUUAGUAUAACCGUAAUUACUACUACUAUUACUUGCGUGUGUUCUACCGCUGUUCUUCUGUAUAUUAAGUAAUACCGGAAGUGGCAUUAUUUUGCGUGAAUGUUUACGAGAGACUGCCUUUGCAGACAUCGGACAUUGCACUAAGCUGAUGUAGCCCCAAAAAGCACACCCUGAGUGUGAACGACUGCUCAUCUCUCUGCUGGGGCAAACCUGCUUACUUAGAGUAGGCAAAGGUGUCUUUGCACACUUACCCUAACCUAAAUCACACAUUCAUACAUACACAUACCUGUGCUGUGAUAGGUGAAAGUGGGCAUGGCAAACAAUAAUCAGCAAGAGGGGACGGAGGCAGAAGGAGGGGAAAAGAAACCCACUAUCACUGAAGUACGAAAACGAGAAGAGGAGCCUCGGAAUGUGCCGCUGCCAAUGGGGGUAGAUGACCUUCUUGCAAGUGGAGAAACAGUGCUGUACCUGAGUAACUACAAAAUGCGAUAUCUCCCCAGGCAAGUGCUGUCCCUGGUGCACCUGGAGAAACUCUAUCUGUGUGACAAUCGCUUCACGUGGCUGCCUGACGGCAUCAUGAAGCUGCAGGGCCUGAACACCCUCUCGCUCAGCAUGAACAAAAUGGAUGACAUCCCACCGGCCGUGUGCCAGCUGGUCAACCUACACCACCUGUACCUCAGCAACAACCGGUUGAUGACCCUGCCAGAGGAAAUCGGCAACCUGAAGAACCUUCGCAGCCUCUGGUUGGAUGCCAACUACUUCCAGUUCUUUCCCAGAGAGCUCUUCCAGCUGCCCCUCCUGCGCUCACUGCAGAUGGGGGAAAACCGCCUGCGCAGGUUGCCGGCCGACCUGAACCGCAUGGCGUCACUGAGGAGGCUCUGGCUGUACGGCAACCGCUUAACUGAGUUCCCAAAUGUUCUGAUGAAGAUGGAGUUGGAGGUCCUGGAUUUAGACAGCAACAACAUUAGCUACUUCCCCAGCUUGGUGCACAUGUCCUCCCUGAAUGUCCUUUCUUAUGACCACAACCCGGUGAAGGCACCUCCACCAGUGGGAGAGGAAGUGAUGGUGGUCGGCGAAGGUGCUGUGGAACUUCUGGAGGCCAGGUUAAAGAAGAAGGAGGCGUUAGAGGAAGAGCUAAAAGCAGCAGAGGAGACUGCCAGAAAGGAAGCUAAAGCAGCCAGGAAAGAAGUGUUUAGGGGACUUAAAAUAGCUUAUCAAAAAAGCCUGGAAUGUGGUAUGGUAGCAAAUGCCACAUCAAUUAAUAGGGGAUUGCAGGGAAAAGAGGAGGAGCUGGGUUAUGAAAUGGAUAAUGAACAGACAAAGCUUAUCUCAUCUGUUAGAGUAUGAGAGAACUGUUGAACUAGUAGUGUCUGGGGCGGAGCCUGAAAAAGGAGAAGGAAGAUGAUUGGGUCUGUUCCUUUAUUCCCACUGAAGCUUAGGGUGCAGGUUAAGGUAAAACAAAGGGGCACACAUGCAGACUUGAUACACAUACAUGCAGACUCACUUGCUCCGGUAGUGUGAGAGGAAUUGGAGUGGAUCAGAGGGUGUGUCUGACAGUGUCCUGAGUGUUGGGGCAUUAAGGACGAACCCUGAGGCUUCCUGGAAGACAGCACAACUCACUCACCUACCCUAUGCACUCUGGUGUGCAUUUGUAAAGAUGGGCUGGAUGAUCUUACUGGCUAAGGGCAGGUAUGACUUGCAGGGUAUCCUUCUACCCGGGCAUUAGCACAUCUCAUACAAUUGCUUAUUUGAAGAUUGAGACCGACUGAUUAAACAAGGG
Electrophorus electricus (electric eel) is the source of this 2308-nucleotide messenger RNA. The record is from RefSeq and is a predicted model, not a curated record. Lineage: Eukaryota; Metazoa; Chordata; Actinopteri; Gymnotiformes; Gymnotidae.